This is a messenger RNA of Cucurbita pepo subsp. pepo (vegetable marrow), 1670 nucleotides long. RefSeq names its product protein ULTRAPETALA 1. The record is from RefSeq and is a predicted model, not a curated record. NCBI's taxonomy places the organism in Eukaryota, Viridiplantae, Streptophyta, Magnoliopsida, Cucurbitales, Cucurbitaceae. Gene Ontology annotation, cellular component: cytosol; nucleus.
UGACGGCCCCCGAGUUUCUCUCUCUCGCUGUGUUGUGUCCAAUGUCAUAUCAUAUCAUGCAAGAAGGGCAUAAGAAUAAGCCCCUCCCGCACACGUCAUUGCCUUCCCUUAUACCCAGGUCGCUCAUUUCUUCAUUCAAAUUCAUUCAUCCCUCCAUCCCUCCAACGCCCCCAACCCUUUAAUUUUCCACGAGAUCUAUCGCAACGCUUUCAAUAUGAGCAUCUAUCGAGAUUCUUUCUAUUUCCAAUAAAACCCCAUGUUUUUUAGUUGAAUUUUUUUGGGUUUUCUUUUUGUUUUCCGCGAUUUCUCUCCGAUAUCGUUUCUGGGUUCAAUCUGGAUUUGUGAUUUACAGAGUUAAUCGGAGAUUAGAGAGGGAAAUGGGUAGUGGGGUGGAUGAAAAUGGGGUCGUGUUGUUUUCUUGUGAGGAGUUGAGUGAGAUGAGUGGGGUUAAGUUCGGUGGAGACUUUGUGGAGGUCACUUGUGGCUGUACCAGUCAUCGAUAUGGCGAUUCUGUUGGAAGGUUGAGGGUUUUUGUUAAUGGUGAACUUGAAAUCACCUGUGAAUGCACUCCUGGUUGUCAUGAAGACAAGUUGAGUCCUGCUGCAUUUGAGAAGCACUCUGGACGAGAAACGGCUCGAAAAUGGAAGAACAAUGUUUGGGUCAUAGUUGAUGGAGAUAAGGUUCCACUCUACAAGACUGUGCUCCUCAAGUACUACAACCAGGCGCUAAAAAGCAGCAAUGGAUCCAGUAGAUCCCAAAGUGGACGAGUCUGUCAUCGUGAUGAGUUUGUUCGAUGUAGUAGAUGCAACAAGGAACGCAGAUUUCGACUUAGAACAGAAGAGGAAUGCCGAAUACACCAUGAUGCAUUGGCUGAUAGUAAUUGGACUUGUGCUGAUCUACCAUAUGACAGAAUAACAUGUGACACCGAUGAAGAACGAGCGAGUCGGAGGGUUUAUAGGGGAUGCAGCCGUUCGCCAACGUGCAAGGGCUGCACUUCCUGCGUCUGCUUCGGGUGUGAUAUCUGUCGUUUUUCAGAAUGCAGCUGCCAGACUUGCAUCGACUUCACAAGGAACGCAAACGCUUGAUUCUGCAGAACAAUUCUUCUGCUCUGAUUAUUCCCAUUUCAUUUCUUUGUAUGAUGCUCUUCUCAUACAACAUUUCAAGGACAUCCAAGAAGAGAAAUAUCAGGUUAAACUCUGCCUUAUUUAAUGUCUUUACUGACCAUUACAGCAGUACAUUUAGAUUCAGUAGUUCUAUUGCCUUUCUAUGAUGAGUUUGUGUGAUAUUAACAUAACAACGUAUUGGCAUGCGAUUUUCAUGGUCUGUUUCGUGUGUCUUAACGGGGAUCGUUAAUGGCGAUUAGAACACGAAAACAAGUCGAAGUCACUGCAAUAUGCAGAGCUUUGAAGUUGUGAUCAAAAGGCAGAGUGAGUAUAAGAGUGAAGUGGUUGAAUAGAGGUGGGAAUAUUGAAUGCACAGUGGUUGGGUAGGAAAUGAGGGUGUUGAAGCAAAGUGAAAGGUAUAGCGCAGAAAACAUGUUUCUUCUUUCUGUGCUAAAACGACCAAUUCAUCAUAAAUGAGAGGCAGCUGGAAGCUGGAAUUCUCUUUGGCCAGCUGCCUACUUUUACAAAUAGGAAUGGAAUAUUCUUUAUGUGGAUAAGAGCUUUCUC